Messenger RNA from Gossypium raimondii (Peruvian cotton), 1266 nucleotides. RefSeq lists its product as uncharacterized. The record is from RefSeq and is a predicted model, not a curated record. The coding region runs from base 1 to 1266 and encodes 421 amino acids. The transcript has a single exon. Lineage: Eukaryota; Viridiplantae; Streptophyta; Magnoliopsida; Malvales; Malvaceae.
AUGGUGCAAAAUUUAAUGGACAACAAAGAGUUGGAGUUUUAUGAAGAGAUCAAAGGAUUAGAAGAGGGUGAAUUUUAUACCUCGGAAGAAGGAUCUACGAGAAAAUCCCAAAGGGUUAAUCACCCGGUGGUAAUUAUUUUGUGGCCAAGGAGCACAGAAGCUGGAAUACAAAUGGCGUCGAGGGUCAUAAUCCAAAAACCUGUAUCAUUUCCCUACAAGGAUAGCAAAAGGAUUCCUUGGAAUUAUGAUUGCAAUGUGACGAUCCCUGGAGAGGAGGACCCGGUAAAUGCUUCAGAGGAGGGUAAUGAUGUAGGCUCCUAUACACGUAGUGGAAAACGCUACAAUCCAGCAAAUGCAAGAGUGGAGCCCAUAAAAGAAAAAGCCUUGGCAGUUGAGCAAGAGAAAAUAAAGACGGCCAGAAUUGAAUCCCAUGUUAACAAAUCGGUGACUGAAAAUGAGGCUAGAGAAUUCUUAAAAUUCUUAAAGUAUAGCGAGUAUAGCGUGGUGGAACAACUGCAUAAGCAACCAGCUUCCAUCUUAAUGCUCGGGUUACUUCUAUGUUUAGAGACACAUCAUAAUGCGUUGAUAAAAGUGCUAAAUGAGACUUAUGUUGCUAACGAUAUCUCAGUGAACAAGUUGGACUGCCUGGUUAACAAUAUAAGUGCCGACAACUUCAUCUUCUUUAAUGAUGAUGAAAUACCGCCGGGGGGGAGAGGAGCCACCAAAGCCCUACAUAUUACCACUCGCUGUAAAGGAUACACAUUGCUUGGUGUGUUAAUUAAUAAUGGAUCAUCCCUGAAUGUCUUGCCCUUAUCCACCUUAAACAGGUUACCGGUGGAUGGCUCGCACAUGAAAACAUGCCAGAACAUAGUGAGAGCAUUUGAUGGCACUGAAAGGAGGGUAAUGGGAAGAAUAGAAAUACCUCUUUUGAUUGGCCCAAAUACAUACGAGGUAGAUUUUCUGGUGAUGGACAUCAAGCCUUCGUAUAAUUGCCUGUUGGGAAGACCCUGGAUUCAUUCAGCGGGAGCGGUACCUUCAUCAUUGCACCAGAAGUUGAAAUUGGUAACAGAAGGUCGACUGGUUAUGAUAAGCGCUAAAGAAGACAUCAUUGCAUCAGUAACCAGCAACGCGCCAUAUUUAGGAAUGAACGAUGAGGCAAUCGAAUGUUCCUUUCGAUCCUUAGAAUUUGUGAACGCAAUCUUCAUUGUCGAGGGGAAUAAGAUCCCAAUGCCCAGCAUAUCCAAAACCACGAGGACAGGACUUUAA